CGGACCCUCCACCUCAGCCCCCGUGUCUUCUUAGGGUCUAACCCACCAUAUGGACUUUGCCUCGGAGACCCGCGCCGCGUCCUAGUCCCGAGUUGUGUGUUAAUUGUUUAAUUGGCUCUCAUCAUCAUCAUCAUGCUGAAGAGCAACGCGAAGAAGGCGGCGGUCACCGCGGCCGGAGCAGCCUCCCUGGCGCUGCUCGUGCUCGUGCUCACCGUGCAGCUGCGGCGCGUGCACGUGGUGGACCAGGUGACGCUCACGGAGGAGCCCGCGCACGCGCCCGAGCGGACGGGCUUCUCCGCGUACUUCAGCACGCUGACGCGCGGCCGCAGGGAGGCGGAGGCGGCGAGGCCCGGGCGCGCCGCCGGCUUCGCGCCCCCGCCGCCGCCCCCCCCCCCGGCCGAGGACAUCACCGCCGCGGACGUGUUCCUCGCGGUGAAGACCACCAAGAAGUUCCACCGCUCCAGACUGAGCCUGCUGCUGGACACGUGGAUCUCCAGGAACAAGCCGCAGACGUACAUCUUCACAGACGGAGAAGACGAGGAGCUAAAAAAGCAAAUGGGGAGUCAUGCAGUCAACACCAACUGCUCCGCGGCUCACAGCCGACAAGCUCUGUCUUGCAAGAUGGCGGUGGAAUAUGAUAAGUUCAUAGAGUCCGGGAAGAAGUGGUUCUGUCACGUCGAUGACGACAACUACGUGAAUGUUCGGACUCUUGUGAAGCAGCUGUCCCAGUACCCCCACACCCAGGACAUGUACCUCGGCAAACCCAGUCUGGACCGGCCCAUCGAGGCCACGGAGAGGCUGGGCGACAACAAGAUGAAACCAGUCAACUUCUGGUUUGCGACUGGAGGAGCCGGUUUCUGCGUGAGCCGGGGUCUGGCGCUGAAGAUGAGCCCAUGGGCCAGUGGUGGGCACUUCAUGAACACAGCGGAGAAAAUCCGUCUGCCCGACGACUGCACCGUGGGCUACAUCAUCGAGUCGGUUCUCGGGGUUCCGCUCACCCGCAGCAACCUGUUCCACUCGCACCUGGAGAACCUGCAACUGGUGUCACGCUCUGAGAUUCACAAACAGAUCACCCUCAGUUAUGGGAUGUUUGAAAACAAGAGCAAUAUUAUCAAUUUGAAAGGGGUGUUUUCUGUGGAGGAGGAUCCAUCGAGGUUCAAGUCUGUGCACUGUCUCCUGUACCCAGACACCCCGUGGUGUCCUCCUCAGGUUGCCUAUUAGGCCGACCGCUCCUUUCUCAUCCUCGUCUCCCUCGUGCCUCGGUAUCUGAAAGGCUCGAGGGGACCAGUGUUUGGUAUUUGACCGCGUGGCUGCUGUUACUGCAGCGGUGCGCGGUCUUUAAUAGUUUAACUGGGCUGCUGUGCGGCCCGCAUCGGGACUAUUCCUUCCUGUCCGGAUCCAGGAACUCCCCCCUGCUCGCCAUGAUGCUGGGGGCGGAGGGCUCCAGCUUCUGGCAGGAAGUAGCUUUCAACGCUACGCUUUGCAGGCAAUCAUUUGAGCUUUGUGAUGUAUAUGUUGCUUGUAUAUGUUUGCAAUUCUCAUAGAAUGUGUUGUCAUAUAUUUUAGCCUUUUUGCCAGCUUUACAUGAAUUUCUUCUUUUGUUUAAGCUUUUAAAAAUGCCAUUUAGGUCCAUGGUAUGUGUGUAUAUAUAUACGUGUAUGUAUAUAUAUAUAUACAUAUACACAAAUUAAUAUGUAUAUAUAUGAUUGGCUUUUCCAGGAAUUUUUGUUCCAACCUUUUUAUCCAGAUGACUCCGGACAAACGCUCUAUUAUGAAGAUGUUACUGUGCUUUUUAAGUUUACAGUGUUGUUACUCCCACUAACCUGAGCUUGCAGAAGCAGAUUUCCAAAAGCAUCCUUUGCUUGUGACCAAAUCUGAGGUUCAUCAGGACAAAGCACUUUUAAGUUUUUGAUAUUUGUCGGGUGAACCGACCUAAUUUACAUCCUUGACAUUCCUCAGAUUUGUGUCCCAAUGAACGAAAAAAGAAAAUAACCCCCUCAAAAUCUCAACAUCUUUUUGAUUUUUAUGUAUUUAAUAACGCUCCUUGCAUAUCAGGGAAGAAUAAUGAGAGGAAGAGAUUUUGAUUCGGAGGGGGUUACAAUCAGCUUUUGAUACAAGAUGUUGAUCUUUGUUUGAAUAUUGCACAACUGAAUUUCAAAUGACUGGUGUUUGCUCCUGAGAAGACGUUCACCUCCAGAGGUUCAACAGCACAGAAGCUUAAGCUCGAGACAGAGAACCCAAAAUAAUGUUAUCUAAGUAAUAAGCACAUGUGUAAUCCCAGCCUCAGUCUAUAAUAGUUUGCACAAAAGACUGAUGAGCCUCUCUGUUAUUAUUAUUAUUAUUAUUAACAUGAAUGUUCUUUAUUUACACAUAAUAUUGGCUGGUUACUGUUGAGGCCUGUGAGGCGAAAACUUAGCAGGAGCAACACCCGUGUUUCCACAUGGAGGCGUUUAGUCCCUCUGUGUAUUCUCUCACCCAUAUUGGGUUUCGCUGUACAUCUUGUUUACAGUAUUGUGUACUGUGCCUUGUGUGUAAAUGCGUAGUUAAUGUAAAUGUUUAGAAUGUAAUUCCCCCCCUCUUGCGGUUUACAUAUGCUGUUAAUGACUUGGACAUGAUUGUUGUACAGCUUUGAACUGUGUGACUAAACAACGCUGGAUUUUAUUCUCCAGUAUCUGGAGGGGUUCAAACUGUUUAUCCCCAAUACCGGCUUCUCAGGAAUUAUGAGCUUGAUGGUGGCGUCUGCUGCCUGAAGGGACCCACAGUGGGACCUGAAACUUUGAAUAAAAGAGCAUAACCACUGAGAAACGUUA
Molecule: messenger RNA, 2810 nt
Organism: Limanda limanda (common dab)
Lineage: Eukaryota; Metazoa; Chordata; Actinopteri; Pleuronectiformes; Pleuronectidae
Gene: lfng
Product: LFNG O-fucosylpeptide 3-beta-N-acetylglucosaminyltransferase
Exons: 8
Coding region: 133-1221 (362 amino acids)
Biological process (GO): pattern specification process; regulation of Notch signaling pathway
Cellular component (GO): Golgi membrane
Molecular function (GO): O-fucosylpeptide 3-beta-N-acetylglucosaminyltransferase activity
Source: RefSeq, a predicted model, not a curated record